AGCUGGUCUGCGCUCCGGCGCCGCCGUGACGAAGGCCGGCCCCUGACCUCCCCCCUGCCGUCGCGGAAGCGGACCGAACAUUUCCGCCAUUACUGCUCGCCUGGAUCUGCUCCUGCGCUGGAGCUCCGCUUUGCUGUAAAACGUGUGGGAAUAGAGCCUGAGUCCGUUUAAAAAACAAAGUCACCAUUGAUGUCGUUUGGUGGGACGCAGAACGGCGGCCGUCGCAGUAAGUGGGACCAGCCUGGUCCGGGUGCCGUGGUGGAGAAUGAGGCGGCACCAACAGGGGCCCUGGACGCCGCCGCUGCGGUGGCAGCCAAAAUCAACGCCAUGCUGGUGGCCAAGGGCAAGCUGAAGCCGUCACAGAUCGGAGUGCCGGGGGCCGUGGACAAAGCUGCAGGGGGUGGGAAGGUGCUGCCUCCGCUGAAGGCCAAAGACGACCUGGUGGUGGCUGAAGUGGAGAUUAAUGAUGUGCCGCUGACCUGCAGGAACCUGCUGACCCGUGGCCAGACGCAGGAUGAGAUUAGCAGGGUGAGUGGUGCUGCAGUGUCCACCAGGGGGCGGUACAUGACAACAGAGGAGAAGGGCAAAGCCCUGCCUGGUGACCGUCCCCUUUACCUGCACGUCCAGGGACAGACAAGGGAGCUCGUUGACAGGGCUGUGAACAAGAUCAAAGAGAUCAUCACCAACGGGGUGGUGAAGGCGGCCACCAGCUCUAGCUCUUCCUAUAACGGUGCCACUGUUACUGUGUACCACCAGCAUGCCCCACCUCCCCCAACGCUGCCCCCUAUGGGCCACAAACCGCACUUUCAGUCAGGGAUGCACUAUGUUCAGGACAAGCUGUUUGUGGGGCUGGAACAUGCCGUUCCUGGCUUCUCUGUAAAGGAGCGCGUGGAGGGACCCGGCUGCUCCUACCUGCAGCACAUCCAGGCCGAGACCGGGGCCAAGGUCUUCCUCAGGGGCAAGGGCUCCGGCUGCCUGGAACCGGCAUCUGGCCGAGAGGCCUUCGAGCCCAUGUACAUCUACAUCAGCCACCCCAAACCUGAAGGCCUGGCUGCUGCCAAGACCCUGUGUGAGAACCUACUGCAGACUGUGCAUGCUGAGUACUCCCGCUUCCUCAAUCAGAUGAGCGCCAUGCCCACCCAGGGGUUCAUCCAGCCCCCGGCCAUAAACGGGAUGCCCCCUCAGCCACCCUACUACCCCCCGGCGGGGUACCAGCCGGGCUAUCCACUGCCAGUGCCCCCCCCCCAGCCUGUCCCACCGCCGUACACAGUGCCCCCUCCUGUGCCCCCAGGGGCACCGACUGUGAUGCCCCCCCCGAGCGCGCAGUACCCAGUUAGCCCUGCCCCGGCCUCCCUCACACAGCCCCUCCCACCUGGGCCUUUCCCUCCCACAGCGCCGGUACAGCCCAAAGUCACGUCCCCUGCACCCCCCGUUAACCCUCCACAGAAGCGCCGCUUCACCGAGGAGGUCCCAGACGAGCGGGACAGUGGCCUGCUGGGAUACCAGGUGCAGGCUUCUCUGUGGGCGGCCCCGAGCCUUCUGGACUCCCGGCAGCCGGUUCCCCUGGUGAUCUGAGGGAGCGGGAGAGUAGGCAGCUAAUGCCUCCGCCGCCUAUGCCGAUUAACGGAGCACGCCCCAAGCCCGAGGAGAGGAGGACGCUGCCCGGGGCCCUGGGUGAGUGGCGACCCCCGCUCUAACCCCCUCCCCCUGCCCUGGCAGGCUCUCCCUUCCCACCCCCGUUACCUAUCUGGAUUUUGCCUGUAGUUCAGCAGCAGACCCACUAGGUGUCUCCCAGUGAAUUUGCUGGCCAUUAUUUCCUGGUAAAUAUUAUAGCAGUACAUUACGACUGCAUCUCUUAAAUCCUAGCUGUUAUCCUCAGGGUUGGUUAUUUUUGCACUGACAUUCAGCACUAAAGCCACUGGCUGCUGAUUUACAAUCCCGUGAUGGCAGAGUUAGCUUUUAGAGUUAUUGCCCCUGCCCUGCCAUGUGCAUCUGCCCUUUCUCUCAGUAGCUGGUUCCUUCAGCCAGCUGUCCCUCUCUGAUGACAUCAUCAGGAUGGAGGAGUCUGUGCCCAAGCCUCCUCCUUCACUAACGUGGUUCUUCCUUUUUUUUGUGUUCUCUCUCUCUUUCUCUGUGUUCUUCUCUUCCAUGUCUCUCUGGGGGGAUGCCUGACGGUUUCGGGUGUGGGUGGGUUGGGGGGUGGGCGUGGCUCCUCGCUGCGAUGUUACGGCUGUCCCGCACCCCCAUUGGACCACCUGGCCGCCGCCCCCAUCGACCGAUGUCUGCCGACCCUGGCCUGCUCGCCUCCUCUGUCACCCGUUCACACGUCACUCUUAUUUUUUUUUUUAAACGAUGAAAAUUAACUGUUUGUCUCCCCUUUUAAACGGCAUUUUUUUAAAUGAUCACUCGUACUGCCGUACCCCCUCCCUCCGUCUUUUUGCUCUUCUCUCCCUCUCUGUCUGUUCGUCCCCCUCCCAUUUCAGAGCCGACGGCGAAACGUGCCAAGACGGGCCUGGUGGCGUACACGGGGGACUCUUCGGAUGAGGAGGAGGAGCACGUGACCUGCAAGGCCGGCGGGGCAGGUAACGGGGGAGCAGGCGCGUCUGCCAGUUGGGCCCUGGG
Molecule: messenger RNA, 2622 nt
Organism: Paramormyrops kingsleyae
Lineage: Eukaryota; Metazoa; Chordata; Actinopteri; Osteoglossiformes; Mormyridae
Gene: khdc4
Product: KH domain containing 4, pre-mRNA splicing factor
Cellular component (GO): nucleus
Molecular function (GO): RNA binding
Source: RefSeq, a predicted model, not a curated record